ACGGACAUCCACCGUCACCACCACAACAACAACCACCACCGGCGAACUGUGUUAGCAGUCAAGAUGGCGUCCGAGGGUCAGCUCGACUAUGAGUCGAUUCUGUGUGUCAAACCCGAAGUGAACGUUUACCGCAUCCCUCCGAGAGCAUCUAACCGGGCUGUCAGGGCUGCUGAUUGGAAGCUGGAUGCUCCUGACUGGACGGGACGCAUGCGUGUGACGGCUCGAGGCAAAGUAGCCUAUGUGAAAUUGGAGGACAAAGUGUCCGGGGAGCUGUUUGCACAAGCACCAGUGGAGGAAUACCCUGGCAUUGCAGUGGAAACAGUCAGUGACUCAAGCCGUUACUUUGUGCUUCGGAUCCAAGAUGACAACGGCCGCAGCGCGUUCAUAGGCAUCGGGUUUGGAGACCGAGGCGAUGCAUUCGAUUUCAAUGUGGCUCUUCAGGACCAUUUCAAGUGGGUAAAACAAGAGAACGAGUUUAAAAAACAGGCUCAGGCUCCAGACUCUACUCCUAAACUCGAUCUGGGCUUCAAAGAGGGACAAACCAUCACUCUAAACAUUGGGCAAUCGAAGAAAAAGGACAGGUCUCGUCCGCAGAGUUCAGGAGGCCUCGGUUUCCUUCCGCCUCCACCUGGAGGCAAGCUUGCACCUCCACCUUCAUCCAGAGCUACCAAUCUUAACACACAGCCAACAGCAGGGGGAGCUGACACCGGUUGCUUGCUAGAUCUUGACUCCAGCAAUUCCAACUCAGUGGCUCCAUCCAACCCGACAUCCACAGCCAACAAUGACCUGUGGGGAGACUUUGACUCUGUGGCCCAAAAGUGAGGAGAUAUGUGAUCUGUUUUUUUUUUCUUUUUUUUUACAAUACAAUUAUGCAGCGUUUUUGCAAAUUAAUUUCCCCCAGUCUGGGGUCCCGUAUCUCUCCCUGCCGAGCAGGGUAACCCUCUCUUGUUUGCUUUGGUCCUGGAUUUCUGGCUGCAGUCUUAACCGGGUCGUUUCUAGCGGUUCCUUGUUCCCGUGUCGAUAUAUUCCCACUUUUCCUCCUCUUACUUCCAAUAGUUUCUUUACAUAUUGACAGAGUAAACAUAAUAGGCAUAUCAACAACUAAUUAACUGAAUUAACCUUCUGUACAGAGACAUUUUGCUUUAAAUGUUAUAGUGUCAGUAGUUAUUGGUGGUUUUGCCUUUAAUGUACUCUAGCUGUGUUUUCUUUCCAGGUCUCCUGCUGUGAGACUGAAUAUAUGCACUGACAGACAGCUGACUCGCUGUGUAGGUAUUAAUUCAUGAAGUGUGCGUCCGACGCAGCGAUCUUCUAAUGUCGGAUUGAGAUUAUUGUGAAGUUGACCGCAGAAUGAGUUCAUUUGAGAGAACUCUGUCAGCCCGGUGCUGAUUUACGAAGUGGUCGGUCUCUUUGGCGCUUUCUGUUCCGCUCUUGCGGCCGCGCAGCUGUUUAGCACUUACUCCAGUGGGGAUGUGUUGUUUUAACUAUAAAUCAGGACACAUGGAAGUGCUGGAUGGGAGAGGGUGUUAGGGGAAGGAAAAGAGGCAAAUACUUUUAUCUUCGCCUCAAGGGGAAAGAGAGAUUAUUUUUUAAUGUUAUGUCAUUUCCUCUCAGCACAGCUGUCUAAGCUGUGAAUUGUGAGUCGUUUGGGUCGUGACCUCUCUGAAGCUCAGUGAACAGGUCUGAUUCUGCUCUGUUCAUUCAGUCAGAGGAAGGAUUUAUCUACAAUGUGUUAAUUCUGUUUGAAAAUAUGAAGGUACUUUUGGCAUGCUGCAGACAAACAGAACAAGGAACCAAGCUAAUACGUGUCCUUUAGUGUGUUUGGUUGUGAAAUUAUGUAUCAAGAGCUGGACUAUGUGUCACCGAUAUCAUGUGUUGUGUCUGAUGUGCACUGACAAGUGGCGUGGUGAUGGGUGUUGACCGGAGCACACUAUAAAUGUUUAUUGUCUUAAAUUAUAUGUAUUUAUCCUAAAUGUUACCUGUUGUUUAAGCUGUAAAGUGUAUAAAAAUAUGCAAAUGAGAAUAAUGAAAAUGGAAACAUAAAAUAUAAGCAACCAUGCCAUUCUUUUCUUAAAUGAACAAAAUAAACCUAUAAAUGAAAUACUCAGAAUCAA
Messenger RNA from Xiphophorus hellerii (green swordtail), 2111 nucleotides. Its product is annotated as adaptin ear-binding coat-associated protein 1-like. NCBI's taxonomy places the organism in Eukaryota, Metazoa, Chordata, Actinopteri, Cyprinodontiformes, Poeciliidae. Gene Ontology annotation, cellular component: membrane; clathrin vesicle coat. Bases 64 to 822 code for a protein of 252 amino acids. Gene Ontology annotation, biological process: endocytosis. The transcript has 7 exons. The record is from RefSeq and is a predicted model, not a curated record.